AUGGCGAGGCCCGAUCAACCCAACCCAAUUCCAGCAUACUAUUGUUGCUAUCUUCUUCGCUCGACCGUUCGACACGCCUCGCUAUAUAUUGGCUCAACACCGAACCCAAUCCGCCGACUGCCGCAGCAUAAUGGCGUCGCCAAAGGUGGAGCCAAGCGUACGGCCCGGGAGAAAUUGCGCCCGUGGGAAAUGGUUCUUCUGGUCGAAGGAUUCAUGAACCGCGUUGGGGCAUUGCAAUUUGAAUGGGCAUGGCAACACCCAGAAAAGUCCCGACACAUGGUAUCCGAUCAUGCUGGCACAGACCCUGAAUUACAAUCCAAGGUCCAUGUGGAUCCCAAAAUAGGGAAGACGAAGCCGCGUGCUGCCCGCUCCAGAAAAUCCCUCACAGCCCAUGUGGAGGACCUGCACUCGCUCCUCCGAUCUCCCUAUUUCUCUCCUUGGCCACUACGCCUGCGGAUCUUUUGUGCCGAUGUCCACCGGGUGUGGAGAAUCUGGAGCGAGCGGGUCGAUGCCCAAGUUCCCCCAAACAUCAACAUCAUCCUUGACGGGGACUGCCCAAAGGCUGCGCGGGACAUCCCGCAGGGUCCUGAAGGUGCCUCAGUCGGGACAAUUGACAAGCUAUCAGUUGACUACACACGUCUUGAAAAUUAUCUUGAGAAGUCAAUGUUCCUGCUGGAUGAUGCCGAAGAUCUACAGUGCAACGUUUGCAAAGCCCCGGUCAUCCCGGAUACACAACAGAUUCUAGUGUGUCCCCAAGCGCACUGCUAUGGCACGAAUCAUUUAUUGUGUUUAUCUACCAAGUUUCUCAGAGCCGACGAAUCAGGCCCCCUGGUGCCAACAGUUGGGAUUUGUCCAGCAUGUCGGAAAGUUGUGCAAUGGCCUGUCAUGGUGCAAGAACUCAGUUUGCGCAAUCGAGCUGAGAAAGAAGCGCGAGCAAUCAUACGAAAAAAAGAAAAGCGUGUUCGCAAAGAGGCUGCAUCCAGUGAGGAGAAAUUGUCUGACUCACGGUCAUUUCCAGUGGACCAUACACCCAAGAGUCAGUCGCGGCAAGCGCAAGAUGUCAAGGCGAUUCUUCAAGACGACCCCGAGUUAGAUUUCAAUUGGUGUGAGGUAGUAGACCAGGAAUCUGACUCUGAGUGUCAAAGCCGACGGGAAAUUCGAUCGACACAGCCUCCGUCGAUACCUGAAGUCGUCAUCGAAGAUAGCGACUGGGACGAUGUAGAGAUCUUGGAAUGA
This is a messenger RNA of Penicillium alfredii, 1236 nucleotides long. RefSeq names its product structure-specific endonuclease subunit SLX1. Lineage: Eukaryota; Fungi; Ascomycota; Eurotiomycetes; Eurotiales; Aspergillaceae. Bases 1 to 1236 code for a protein of 411 amino acids. Gene Ontology annotation, biological process: double-strand break repair via homologous recombination. The transcript has 2 exons. Gene Ontology annotation, molecular function: 5'-flap endonuclease activity; crossover junction DNA endonuclease activity. Gene Ontology annotation, cellular component: Slx1-Slx4 complex. The record is from RefSeq and is a predicted model, not a curated record.